UUAUUGUCUGACCCUUUUACUAUUCUUCGGGCAGCUGUUCUUAAAGACAUCUUCCCUCUUCCUCAGACACAGCUUCUUCUACUGGAGAAGAGGAGGAGAACACAAAUCCAAUUCACACUGGAAACUGUUGGGUCGGAUCCUGAGUGAUAUUUCGAGACCGAUGAUGUGGAAGAACAUUGCUGGGUUGUCGAAGGCAGCGGCAGCGGCAAGAACACACGGAUCUCGGCGGUGCUUUUCCACAGCGAUUCCUGGUCCUUGCAUCGUCCACAAGCGUGGUGCUGAUAUUCUUCACGAUCCAUGGUUCAAUAAGGACACAGGUUUUCCUUUGACUGAGAGAGAUAGAUUAGGGAUACGAGGCUUGCUUCCUCCUCGUGUUAUGACCUGUGUACAGCAAUGUGAUCGUUUCAUUGAGUCGUUUCGUUCGCUAGAGAACAACACAAAAGGAGAGCCUGAAAACGUUGUUGCAUUAGCUAAAUGGAGGAUGUUGAAUAGAUUGCAUGACCGUAAUGAGACUUUGUACUACCGAGUUCUUAUUGAUAACAUCAAAGAUUUUGCCCCCAUUAUAUACACUCCUACGGUUGGACUUGUUUGUCAGAACUAUUCUGGUUUGUAUAGAAGACCAAGAGGAAUGUACUUCAGCGCCAAAGACAAAGGAGAGAUGAUGUCUAUGAUUUAUAACUGGCCUGCUCCGCAGGUAGAUAUGAUUGUCAUCACUGAUGGUAGCCGUAUUUUGGGCUUAGGAGACCUUGGAGUACAGGGAAUUGGGAUUCCUAUUGGAAAGCUCGACAUGUAUGUCGCUGCUGCAGGAAUCAAUCCACAGAGAGUUUUGCCAAUUAUGUUGGAUGUAGGCACAAAUAAUGAAAAGCUCCUACAGAAUGAUCUCUAUUUAGGAGUCAGACAACCUAGGUUGGAAGGAGAGGAGUACCUUGAGAUUAUUGAUGAAUUUAUGGAAGCUGCAUUUACACGUUGGCCAAAGGCCGUCGUACAGUUCGAAGAUUUCCAAGCGAAAUGGGCUUUCGGAACAUUGGAAAGAUAUCGGAAGAAAUUUUGCAUGUUCAAUGAUGAUGUCCAGGGAACUGCUGGUGUUGCACUGGCUGGACUAUUGGGAACUGUAAGAGCUCAAGGUCGGCCGAUAUCCGACUUUGUGAACCAAAAGAUUGUUGUGGUGGGAGCUGGAAGUGCUGGGCUUGGUGUAACUAAGAUGGCAGUACAGGCAGUUGCCAGAAUGGCAGGUAUCAGCGAGAGUGAAGCAACAAAAAACUUUUACCUGAUAGAUAAAGAUGGUCUUGUCACCACGGAGAGGACAAAACUUGACCCAGGAGCUGUACUUUUUGCCAAAAAUCCAGCUGAGAUACGCGAGGGAGCAAGUAUCGUUGAAGUGGUGAAGAAAGUGAGGCCACAUGUUCUUCUUGGUUUAUCUGGAGUUGGUGGUAUCUUUAAUGAAGAAGUUCUCAAGGCGAUGCGAGAAUCUGACUCAUGCAAGCCUGCCAUUUUUGCCAUGUCGAAUCCCACUUUGAAUGCCGAGUGCACUGCUGCUGAUGCUUUCAAACACGCCGGAGGAAACAUUGUCUUUGCAAGUGGAAGUCCAUUUGAGAACGUUGAACUUGAGAAUGGUAAAGUAGGACAUGUGAAUCAGGCUAACAACAUGUAUUUAUUCCCGGGGAUCGGGCUAGGGACUCUUCUCUCUGGUGCACGUAUCGUAACUGAUGGAAUGCUACAAGCAGCUUCUGAAUGCCUUGCGUCCUACAUGACCGAUGAAGAAGUCCAAAAAGGCAUCCUUUACCCUUCAAUCAACAACAUCCGACACAUAACAGCUGAAGUCGGGGCAGCUGUUCUACGAGCUGCGGUGACUGAUGACAUUGCAGAAGGACAUGGUGAUGUUGGUCCCAAAGAUCUCAGCCACAUGUCUAAGGAGGAUACAGUGAAUUACAUUACACGCAACAUGUGGUUCCCUGUUUACAGCCCUCUCGUUCACGAGAAAUAGACAACAACUCUAUAUAACUCUUCUCAGGUUUCAUAGAAAGCCAAAAGACAAAAAAUCUUCGCUUCAUCUUUUAUUUGUGAUCAACAUUCUUUUUUUCUUCAAAAUGUGAUAUGUUUUAAGAAAAACAAUGCCAAAAAGAGGGCUUAAGAACAAGAACAGGGUUAGUUCUAGGUCAACCUGUACUUUUCCUUUUUUUUUUUGGACAUUUUUCCAACUUCUUACGAUUAUUUCUGAUGAUAAUGAUUACAACUUUAUAUACUGUUUUGGCAAUAAUAAGCCAAUAAUGAUAUCUUUCUUCUACAUUUUCCUGCUUUACCAUUUUUGUUCUGAUACCAAAAGGUUUAAAUGGUUUCGAG
Messenger RNA from Arabidopsis thaliana (thale cress), 2340 nucleotides. RefSeq names its product NAD-dependent malic enzyme 2 (gene NAD-ME2). The record is from RefSeq and is marked reviewed. Bases 161 to 1984 code for a protein of 607 amino acids. The transcript is spliced from 19 exons. Lineage: Eukaryota; Viridiplantae; Streptophyta; Magnoliopsida; Brassicales; Brassicaceae. Gene Ontology annotation, biological process: malate metabolic process. Gene Ontology annotation, molecular function: protein homodimerization activity; oxidoreductase activity, acting on the CH-OH group of donors, NAD or NADP as acceptor; malic enzyme activity. Gene Ontology annotation, cellular component: mitochondrion.